Molecule: messenger RNA, 1250 nt
Organism: Ochotona curzoniae (black-lipped pika)
Lineage: Eukaryota; Metazoa; Chordata; Mammalia; Lagomorpha; Ochotonidae
Product: prostaglandin-E(2) 9-reductase-like
Exons: 9
Coding region: 53-1024 (323 amino acids)
Biological process (GO): steroid metabolic process
Cellular component (GO): cytosol
Molecular function (GO): steroid dehydrogenase activity; ketosteroid monooxygenase activity; aldose reductase (NADPH) activity
Source: RefSeq, a predicted model, not a curated record
UGGACAGCAGCAGAAAGAAGCAGAGUGUGCUUCUCCAGUGAAGCUGAAAGCAAUGGAUCCCAAACAUCACAGUGUGGCAUUAAAUGAUGGUCACUUCAUUCCUGCGCUGGGACUUGGAACCUAUGCACCUGACAAUGUUCCUAAGAGUGAGGCUGGGGAGGCCACCAAAAUAGCCUUAGAUGUUGGUUUUCGCCACAUAGAUUCUUCUCAUGCCUACCAAAAUGAAGAGGAAGUCGGUAAGGCCAUCCGCAGCAAGAUUGCAGAUGGCACCGUGAAGAGAGAAGACAUAUUCUACACCUCCAAGCUUUGGUGCACUUUCUUUCGACCAGAGCUGGUCCGAAAAGGCUUGGAACAGUCACUGAAAAAACUUCAACUGGAUUAUGUUGAUCUGUACCUUAUGCAUUACCCAGCAGCUAUGAAGCCUGGGGAGGAGCUAUUCCCAAAAGAUGAACAAGGAAAAGUUAUACAUGACACAGUGGAUAUCUGUGCCACUUGGGAGGAAUUGGAAAAGUGCAAAGAUGCAGGAUUGGUUAAGUCCAUUGGGGUAUCCAACUUCAACCACAAGCAGCUGGAAAUGAUUCUGAACAAGCCAGGACUCAAGUAUAAGCCUGUGUGCAACCAGGUGGAAUGUCAUCCCUAUCUCAACCAGAGCAAACUGCUGGAUUUCUGCAAGUCCAAGGACAUUGUUCUGGUGGCCUAUGGAGCUCUGGGGUCAAGUCGAGAUCCAAAAUGGGUGGACCAGAGUUUCCCAGUUCUCUUGGAAGAUCCAGUGGUUUGUUCCUUGGCCAAAAAGCACAAACAAAGUCCAGCCCUGAUUGUCCUUCGCUACCAGCUGCAACGUGGAGUUGUGGUCCUGGCCAAGAGCUUCAUUGAGAGGGAGAUCAAAGAGAACAUUCAGGUAUUUGAAUUUGAGUUGUCUUCAGAAGACAUGAAAAGUCUAGAUGGAUUGAACAGGAAUGUUCGAUAUUAUCCUGCCGAUUUCUUUAUUGGACACCAAAAUUAUCCAUUUUCUGAUGAAUAUUAACCUGAAGACCUUUAUUAUAAUUUCUACUACAAGUUCCUUCCUGUGGACCAUGGUGUAGGGGACAUGGCAGAUGUUGGUGACUGGGCACCCUCUUCUGGUUAAUGCUUUCCUUAGCAACUUGCCCUUGGCCAGAUUUGUACCCAUAGGACAUAAAUUCAUGACUGUAAAGCUUUGUCAUUGUGGAAAACUAAAUGAUCUUUUAUUAAAAAUUUUACCUACACUCUUA